GUUGCUGGCUGUUCUUCUCCCAGAAAGUGGCAAUGCAAAGGCGGUCCAGGAACGCACUACAUUCCAACUAAUCCAGAUCUCAUUCUAUGCCAACCAAUCGUGGGCACAAAAUCAGGGCUCUGGUUGGCUGGGUGAGUUGCAGACUCAUGGCUGGGACAGUGAGUCGGGCACAAUACUUUUCCUGCACACCUGGUCCCGGGGCAACUUCAGCAAUGAGGAGCUGUUAGACCUGCAGCUGCUAUUUCGUUUCUACUUCAUUGGAUUAACUAAGGAGGUUCAAAACUACGCCAGUCAGUUACAGUUCAAAUAUCCCUUUAAUGUACAGGCAAGAGCUGGCUGUGAGCUUCACUCUGGUGAGAGCCUAAAAACCUUCCUCCAGGUGGCUUUUGAAGGAUCAAAUUUCAUGAGUCUCCGGGACACAACAUGUGUACCAUCUCCAGAGGGUGGGAGUCGGGCCCAGAAGGUCUGUGAUCUAGUCGAUCAGUAUGAAGGUAUCAAGGAAACAGCAAACAACCUCAUGAGAAACACUUGUCCCCGAUUUCUCUUGGGUCUCCUGGAUGCAGGGAAGAUGGAUCUUCAGAGACAAGUGAGGCCAGAGGCCUGGCUGUCCAGUAGCCCCACCCUGGAGUCUGGCCGACUGUUGCUGGUUUGUCACAUCUCUGGUUUCUACCCAAAGCCUAUUUGGGUGAUGUGGAUGCGAGGUGAACAGGAACAGCUGGGCACUAAGGAAGGCGAUAUUCUUCCGCAUGCUGAUGGGACAUGGUACCGUCGGGUGACCCUGGAUGUGGCAACGGAGGAGGCAUCUGGGCUGUCUUGUCGUGUGAGGCACAGCAGCCUGGGAGACCAGGACAUCAUCCUCUACUGGGGACACCGCCUUUCCAUGAACUGGAUCGCCUUGGCACUGGUAGUGCCCCUGGUGCUGCUGAUAGCUCUUGGGUUGUGGUGUAAGAAGCGCUGUUCAUAUCGGAAUAUUCCAUGAGAUGCCUCACUGUGUCUCCCCAAUGUUUGUGUAGCUGAGAUGUUCUUCUUUUCCUUUCAUUGUUGAAUGGAAAUAAUGUUGGGG
Messenger RNA from Chinchilla lanigera (long-tailed chinchilla), 1063 nucleotides. RefSeq names its product T-cell surface glycoprotein CD1c3-like. Gene Ontology annotation, molecular function: lipopeptide binding; endogenous lipid antigen binding; exogenous lipid antigen binding. Gene Ontology annotation, biological process: antigen processing and presentation, exogenous lipid antigen via MHC class Ib; immune response; antigen processing and presentation, endogenous lipid antigen via MHC class Ib. Gene Ontology annotation, cellular component: external side of plasma membrane. The record is from RefSeq and is a predicted model, not a curated record. NCBI's taxonomy places the organism in Eukaryota, Metazoa, Chordata, Mammalia, Rodentia, Chinchillidae.